UGACGGGGCAUUACUCUGUUUCGUCGGAUCCCUCGAUUCAGCGCACGCGAACAACAGAGGACGACAAUCUUCAGGGUGCCCCCGAUUUGAGUCGAUGGUCGAUUGUCGAUUUCCGACUGUGAUGAGUACUCUCUUGAGCCAUUUCGGUGCUCAGGGUGUUUUUUGGGUUUGUUUUUUAAUUUGCUCUUCUGCCAUAGCCUUUAAGAUGGGUGUCUUGGUUUUGGCGGCAGCGGCGAACUCUGCUGGAGGACGGCAUUCGAAGGAUGGUAGCCCACGUCGUCAGGUUCGGAGUCAGAGUAUCAACUCCAGUCAGUGUACGAGUCGCGGUUGAGGAUUCUUCUUCCGACUGGGAGACGAGGUGCUCGUGCGUUGUCAUGAGCCGGCGUCUGAAUACAAGUCUCUAGGGGUUAAUACCCGUUUUGUUCGGUCCGGAUAUUGGGACGCUCGUCCUCCAGCUGCAAACCACAUUCGAGUACAUUGACGGAAGUUUUUCCACACAGUGAAGCAGAUAUGAGUUUAGCACUUGUUGCAGACUAUUCCUCGUCCGAGGAGGAAGAGAAUAGGUUUGUUGAUAGUGAGGAAGACAGCGAGCAUGAAUUGGAUGCAGCGCCUGCUCACGAACAUUUACUUAGAGAUAUCAAACAGCCGCGAAAUGCAUCCGUUCUGCCAUCUCCUGACGAUGUGUUUCAAAAGGUCACAGGGCCUCCUGAGUUCCUGAAGAGCAGUGCCACAGAGCCCUUACACUCUCGACCACGAGACAACUGGAACUAUGCUUCUGAUACAGCACGUUCUGCGCCCAACUCUGCGAAUGGUUUGCAAGCUGCAGAAGACUUGCAGACAAAUCUCGCCUCUGGGGCUAUUAUUCAAGCAAAGGCAGUUUUGGUGGACGAUCUCGAACGGAUGCGGAAUGAUCCGGUAGAUGGUGCCAUGGAGGGUAAAGACAAUAUUCGCAGAGUUCCAGGUGUGAACAUGCCACCUCCUGAAGAUGCUGCCGCAUUAUUAAGGAUGUGUGUCAAGUGCGGAGUUCCUAAAACUUACUCUGGGUCAAAAGAGAGUAUGGUUUGUCCCUUGUGCGGUGAUCGUCCUGCUGGUGCAGAUGGGAAACCCUCGACGGCGGAAGCUGAGAAACGUAGUGGAUCCAAAAUUAAAGACAAAGAGAAGAAUAAGCGAAUGAAAGGUCAGUCUUCGCACGCAACGUGGAAGAGUGAGACGGAAAUGCAACUUCGUCAACAAUUUGACUGAGAAGGAAAGUUACGAAAAAUGUUUCGUUCUUACCAAGGAUUGUAAGAGGUCUGCAGUGAAUCCGAGGAAGAGGAUACUUCAGACAUCUCCCAAGCUCCGAGUCUUAAUUAUGCUUUCUUACAUGGAAGUUCUGCAUCCCUUGGGAUCAUACAGACAAAUUGGGUUCGGUUUUGGACGGAUCGGGUAGACCUCUUAAUUCUAGUGGAGAUGUCUGAUUAUGAAACUUGGAAGUCUGUAAUUUCACUGAAGGAGGCUUGUAUUGUGUUAGAAGCAGUUACAAUUUCUUCCCUUGCUAGCUCCAGCUUUUCCUACGUAAGCGGUCUGGUCUGAUUCAAGACGAGUCAAGCUAGCAUAGACCUCCAUUAUAAUAUCUGUACCCGUUUGAGGAUUACAAGCUGGAGUUUCCUGGAAAGAAAAGACUGCAAGUCAAUGAGCGACAUCGGUUGGAUUUCCUGAACGUGGAAAGCCGGAGAUUGGUUCCACAAUUACAGAGAUUUGCAACCCUCCUUGGGUUUCCUAACAUUGUUACGACAGGAAUUAAUGACUUGUGUACUCAUGAGCCUUACACAAUACACAAGAAAGGAGAAGGUUGACGUCCCACUAGUCUGAAGCGGUGACUGUUGGACUUCAAAUUUAGAAGUUUUGGAGGAUGGUGUACCUCAUGAUAAGUCAAACGCAUCAUGGAGCACCACGAAUUUCACUUUUCCUCGUCUAUGCCGCGCUCAGUAACUCCUUGGGAGAGUAUUAGCAAGAGGCAAACUGGCUGCAUUAUCCCUGUUUAUUGAUAAGUCUCUGACAAUGGCUGGCCUCGUUUCGAAC
Marchantia polymorpha subsp. ruderalis is the source of this 2061-nucleotide messenger RNA. The record is from the annotation of a GenBank genome assembly. NCBI's taxonomy places the organism in Eukaryota, Viridiplantae, Streptophyta, Marchantiopsida, Marchantiales, Marchantiaceae.